AUGGUUGACUUCGGUUCCUCUAAGUGGAAGGCUGUCGCUAGCCUCUGCUCGCCCCCCAAAUACGGCUCUCUGGGUUGCUGUUGGUGCGGAGACGACUUUGCGAACUGUAAUCUCUUUCGACGCAAUUACGUGUCCGCACGACGAGCGGCCUCUUCUCCAACGAAUACUAAUGUAGCCGCUCCGAAAACAAGUCCAGAAAAACUGAAGGGUGAUAAGGAAGCUGAAGUCGACCCAGUGUACUACUGCGGCAUCCCCUUUGAAAAACGCUCCUCUCUGAUGCCCUUCUACUUCCUUCUUCCUCCGCCGAAGAUGGAGAUUCAGGAGAGUGCCAAUGUGGUAAUUGCAGUCUGUCUCGGCUUUCUCCUUAUUCUCACCAAAUUGCCCAAACUCAUUCUCCACGUGCUGACAACAGAGCACUACAUCAGUUACGAUGACACCUACCUGGCGCUGGCCUACGCACUCCUUAAUCUCGCCUUCAUUGCCUUCAAGCCCAUGAUCUAUCUUGUGUUGGGGGUGCACUUCCGUCAUGCCCUCACGGGGUUCUGCUGCUGUGCCUGUCUCUACACACCACGGAUGCGUAGCGCUCAUAGCUCUCUCGAACAGGAAGCCCACAGCUUCCGACAACCCAGCAUACAAUACUCAGCUGCCUGUGCCAGUGCUGGCGGUGAGACGGCCGCUGCGGCGAUAAGAUCCACUAUUCAAGAAGAAGUCCAGGAAUUACAAGCAACAACUAAGGUUAACUGGGAUGAAGAGGAAGGAGUUAAGGUGACGGCCUUGUCUAAGGAGCCGAAAACUCCUCAAACAACACAACCUGAGAACGGCACUGCACAGGCCGCGGUCACGCCGACUCACGACACUAGCGCGGACCAUGACAACCGGCGAGGGUCCCUUUUAGAAUCAGAGUCCAGUAGGAUGGGUAGGCUUAACUCGAACUCCGAUCAAUUCAGGUCGGGAACCAGAUCUGCAUCGAUAUCCAAGCCUGGUUCUGUGGUUCCGCCACCUACAACAAGGCGGAGAGCGGUAGGCGGUAGCGCGAAGAGUGAAAACAGUACCGAGCAGGUGUAA
Spirometra erinaceieuropaei is the source of this 1065-nucleotide messenger RNA. The record is from the annotation of a GenBank genome assembly. NCBI's taxonomy places the organism in Eukaryota, Metazoa, Platyhelminthes, Cestoda, Diphyllobothriidea, Diphyllobothriidae.